Molecule: messenger RNA, 3481 nt
Organism: Sphaeramia orbicularis (orbiculate cardinalfish)
Lineage: Eukaryota; Metazoa; Chordata; Actinopteri; Kurtiformes; Apogonidae
Gene: nnt2
Product: nicotinamide nucleotide transhydrogenase 2
Exons: 21
Coding region: 266-3481 (1071 amino acids)
Biological process (GO): NADPH regeneration; proton transmembrane transport
Cellular component (GO): mitochondrial inner membrane
Molecular function (GO): NADP binding; oxidoreductase activity
Source: RefSeq, a predicted model, not a curated record
AGCCCGGAGUCAGUGUGUGUAAUCCAGCCCAGGCCCUGGAGUGUGUGUCGUCGUGUCCUAUGGAGCUGAAAUGUCAACCAGCAGUUUGUAGGCCUCGCUGCACAGGGACACAGGGAGCACAGUAGAGUCCAGAUCCACAGACGGGGGGUCGGGACAUCUUUGGGGGGGGGGAUUAGAUGUCCUUUGUUUAAUUAGAGCAGACGUAGACACUUCUCACCUACCUCUGCGUGUUUUUUGUGUUUUUUUUUUUUAAAUCCCGGUGACCAUGUCGACCCUCCUGCGCUGCGUCUCCUUGUCUUCUACCGCUCUGAUCCAGCGAGGCGCCUGUCAGAGGACGCCUGGACGGAGACACUUCAGGACCUUCCCUGUGUUAUGGGACCAACAGGCCUCCAAAGGUGUGCCCUAUAAGGACCUGGUGGUGGGGGUUCCUAAGGAGACGUUUCAGAGUGAGCGUCGCGUGGCGUUGUCCCCCGCAGGCGUGCAGGCGCUGGUCAAACAGGGCUUCCAAGUCCAGGUGGAAAGUGGAGCCGGAGAUGAGUCCAAGUUCUCAGAUCAGCUGUACAGAGACGCUGGAGCCACCAUCACUGAUGUCCAGGGGGCUCUGGGGUCAGACCUGGUCCUCAAGGUGCGAGCCCCCAGUCUGACUGAAGCAGACCUUCUGAAGCCCAGCUCCACCCUGGUCAGUUUCAUCUAUCCGGCCCAGAACGCAGAGCUGAUGAACAAGCUGUCGGAGCGUCAGACCACCGUGCUGGCCAUGGACCAGGUCCCCAGGGUCACCAUCGCCCAGGGCUACGAUGCCCUCAGCUCCAUGGCCAACAUCGCUGGGUACAAGGCUGUGGUUCUGGCUUCGAACCACUUCGGCCGCUUCUUCACUGGUCAGAUCACAGCGGCAGGAAAAGUCCCUCCAGCGAAGGUGCUGGUUAUUGGAGGUGGAGUCGCUGGUUUAGCAGCAGCAGGAGCUGCCAAGUCCAUGGGAGCCAUAGUCCGAGGAUUUGACACCAGACCUGCGGCCCUGGAGCAGUUCAAGUCCUUUGGAGCAGAACCCCUGGAGGUGGAGGUGAAAGAGUCCGGGGAGGGGGUCGGAGGGUACGCCAAAGAGAUGUCCAAGGAGUUCAUCGAAGCCGAGAUGGCCCUGUUUGCCAAGCAGUGCAAAGAGGUGGACAUCAUCAUCAGCACCGCUCUGAUCCCAGGAAAACGAGCACCGAUUCUCAUCAAGACGGAAUUUGUGGAGUCGAUGAAAGACGGGUCGGUCGUUGUGGAUCUUGCUGCAGAGGCAGGAGGAAACAUUGAGACCACCAGACCUGGAGAGCUGUACACUCACCAGGGGGUCACCCACAUCGGCUACACUGACCUGCCCAGCCGCAUGGCCACCCAAGCCAGCACCCUGUACUCCAACAACAUCCUGAAGCUCCUGAAGGCCAUCAGCCCAGACAAGGAGUACUUCCACUACGAGCCCACAGACGACUUCGACUACGGAACCAUGGACCACGUCAUCAGAGGGACUCUGGUUAUGAAGGACGGCAAGAACAUGUUCCCGCCUCCGCUCCCUAAAACGACCCCCCCGCCCCCCGUCAAACAGAAAUCAGUUGCAGAGCUGGAUGCUGAGAAAGCUGCUACGAUCUCCCCCUUUAGACGCACCAUGACCUCUGCUGGCGUCUACACCACAGGUCUGUCCACAUGUUUGGCUCUGGGCAUCAUCUCUCCCAAUGCCGCCUUCACUCAGAUGGUGACCACCUUCGGCCUGGCUGGCAUCGUUGGAUACCACACAGUGUGGGGGGUGACCCCGGCUCUGCACUCCCCCCUCAUGUCUGUGACCAACGCCAUCUCAGGACUGACAGCAGUAGGAGGUCUGGUGCUGAUGGGUGGGGGUCUCACACCCUCCAGUCUGCCCGAAAGCCUGGCUUUAGCUGCUGCCUUCAUUUCCUCCAUCAACAUCGCUGGUGGGUUCCUGAUCACACAGAGGAUGCUGGACAUGUUCAAGCGGCCAACUGACCCCCCUGAGUACAACUACCUGUACCUCCUACCUGGGGGUGCAUUUGUGGGGGGGUACGGAGCAUCGGUGGCAGCUGGAUACAACAUCGAACAGAUGAUGUACUUGGGCUCUGGUUUGUGCUGCGUCGGGGCGUUAGCGGGCCUCUCUGCUCAGGGCACCAGUCGCCUGGGGAACGCCUUGGGCAUGAUGGGAGUGGCAGGUGGCAUCGCUGCCACCCUCGGUGCCCUUAAACCCUCUCCAGAGCUGCUGUCACAGAUGUCUCUGGCCAUGGCCACUGGUGGAACCCUGGGUCUGACUAUUGCCAAGCGCAUUGAAAUCUCAGACCUGCCGCAGCUCGUGGCGGCCUUCCACAGCCUGGUGGGUCUGGCGGCGGUCCUCACCUGUGUUGCAGAGUUCAUGAUCGAAUACCCACACCUGGAAACUCACCCGGCCGCCGGCGUCAUCAAGACCGUGGCUUAUCUGGGAACCUACAUCGGAGGCGUCACCUUCAGUGGUUCACUGGUGGCCUACGGAAAACUGCAAGGCCUCCUAGACUCCGCCCCUCUGUUGUUGCCGGGACGCCACAUGUUGAAUGCCGGGCUGAUGGCGGCGUCCAUGGGAGGGAUGGUGCCCUUCAUGCUCAGCUCCAGCUACGGCACUGGCAUGGGGUGUCUGCUGGGGGUGUCCGGAUUGUCCACCGUCAUGGGUGUGACACUGACAGCAGCCAUCGGUGGCGCCGACAUGCCUGUGGUCAUCACUGUGUUGAACAGCUACUCUGGGUGGGCGCUGUGUGCUGAAGGCUUCCUGUUGGACAACAACCUCAUGACCAUUGUCGGAGCUUUGAUCGGCUCCUCUGGUGCCAUCCUCUCCUACAUCAUGUGUGUGGCAAUGAAUCGCUCCCUUCCCAAUGUGAUCCUGGGGGGUUACGGCACCACGUCUACAGCUGGAGGAAAGCCCAUGGAGAUUGUGGGGACUCACACCGAGGUCAACGUGGACCAGACCAUCGACAUCAUCAAAGAGGCCAACAGCAUCAUCAUCACACCAGGUUGGGGUCUGUGUGCAGCCAAGGCCCAGUAUCCAAUCGCAGACAUGGUGAAGAUGCUCAGGGAGCAGGGCAAGACUGUCCGGUUUGGGAUCCACCCGGUGGCCGGUCGGAUGCCGGGGCAGCUCAAUGUCCUCCUGGCUGAAGCUGGCGUUCCCUAUGAUGUGGUUUUGGAGAUGGAUGAGAUCAAUGAGGACUUCCCAGAGACAGACCUGACAUUAGUCAUCGGUGCCAAUGAUACCGUGAAUUCUGCUGCACAAGAGGAUCCCAACUCCAUAAUUGCUGGCAUGCCGGUCCUGGAAGUGUGGAAGUCGAAGCAGGUGAUUGUGAUGAAGCGUACCCUCGGUGUUGGCUACGCCGCCGUAGACAACCCCAUUUUCUACAAACCCAACACAUCUAUGUUACUGGGAGACGCCAAGAAGACGUGUGACGGCCUGCAAGCCAAGAUUAGAGAAGCCUUCUAUUAG